AUGUCCCGCAAAGGCGUCGGCAUCGCCGCCUUCGACCGCUCCCGCAUCACCUCUGCCCAAUUCGCCUCGCACGGCUCCUCCCUCCGCGCCACAAACGCCCAGGCCCUCGAGACCCAGCUCGCCGUCUUCCGCUCGCUGCUGCAGCAAUUCGCCGCCACGCACGCAAAGGACAUACGCUCCGACCCGUCCUUCCGCGCCCAGUUUGCGCGCAUGUGCUCCGCCAUCGGCGUCGACCCUCUCGCGAGCUCAAACAGCCACAACAGCAACUCCUCUGGGUCUUCCGUCUGGGCGCAGCUGCUGGGCAAGACGGUCAACGACUUUUACUUUGAGCUGGCGGUGCGCAUUGUCGAGGUCUGCGGCGCGACGAGGGCCGAGAACGGCGGCCUGAUUGGGCUCAAGGAGCUGAGGGAUCGGGUUUCCAAGGGACGCAUGGAGGGCGCCGAUUCGAUUAGCGACGACGACGUGCGCCGCGCCGUGGAGACGCUCAAGCCGCUCGGUGGGAGCUAUGCCGUCGUCACUGUCGGUAGGAAGGAGUACGUGCGGAGCGUGCCGCGCGAGCUGAGCACCGAUCAGGCGGCUGUGGUGGAGGCGGCGCAGGUGCUGGGGUACGUGAGCGUGAGCAUGCUGCGGGAUAACCUGGGGUGGGAGGUGGCGAGGUGUAAGACGGUGAUUGAGGAUUUGAUGGCGGGAGGCAUGCUCUGGGUGGACAAGCAGACAAAGGGGGAGUGGGAGUACUGGAGUCCGGGUGUCAUGGCUGAUACGGACGGUGGCGAUGCGGGACCUUGA
Trichoderma atroviride IMI 206040 is the source of this 786-nucleotide messenger RNA. RefSeq lists its product as uncharacterized. Lineage: Eukaryota; Fungi; Ascomycota; Sordariomycetes; Hypocreales; Hypocreaceae. Gene Ontology annotation, cellular component: ESCRT II complex. The record is from RefSeq and is a predicted model, not a curated record. Gene Ontology annotation, biological process: protein transport to vacuole involved in ubiquitin-dependent protein catabolic process via the multivesicular body sorting pathway.